GGCUGACGUCCGAGGGCAUCUACCGGAAGAGUGGGCAGAACUCCAAGACCACCAGCCUGCUGGAGCUGCUGCGGCGGGACGCCCGCGGCGUGCGCCUGAAGGAGGGCGAGCACCACGUGGACGACGUGGCCAACACCCUCAAACGCUUCUUCCGCGACCUGGGCGACGGGCUCUUCACUGGGCGCUGGGGCCAGGACUGGCUGCGGGCCACGGCGCUGGAGGAUGAGGGAGCAAAGAUCGAGGAGUACCGGCGGCUCCUGGGCACCCUCCCCACGGUCAACCGGGCCACGCUCAAGGCGCUUAUCAACCACCUCUUUCGGGUCCAGCUCUUCUCCGGGGAGAACCAGAUGAACACACACAACCUGGCCAUUGUCUUCGGGCCCACACUCUUCCAGACGGACGGGAAGGACUACAAGGCAGGGCGCUUGGUGGAGGACCUCAUCAGCCACUACGUGGAGAUCUUUAAUGUCAAAGACCAAGAGAUGAAGAAGCAGCAGGACGAGAUCAUGGCCAUCAUGAAGAUGCGGGAGGCAGCGUCCAGUGGGACACAGCAAGCCGGGGACUUCAUCUGCACUGUCUACCUGGAAGAGAAGAAAACAGAGGCAGAGCAGCACGUCAAGAUCCCAGCCACGAUGACAGCUGAGGAGCUCACCUUCGAGAUCUUGGACCGGAGGAAAAUCGUGAUGAAGGAGAAGGACUAUUGGAGCUGCUUUGAAGUGAAUGAGAGGGAGGAGGCAGAACGACCCCUGCACUACUCUGAAAAAGUCCUGCCCAUAUUGCACUGCCUGGGCACGGAAAGUUACCUGGUGGUGAAGAAGCAGAUGUCCAUGGAGAACAUGCUCGUCUACCUCGCCAGCAGAGUGGGAGACAGCAAGCAUGGCAUGAUGAAGUUUCGGGAGGAGAGGAACCUGCUGGGGCUUGGCCUGAGCACCGGCUUCCACGACCGCUACUUCAUCCUCAACCACGCCUGCCUGCGCCUCUACAAGGAAGUCAGGAGCCACAAGCCAGAGAAGGAGUGGCCUGUCAGGAACUUGAAGGUCUACCUGGGCAUGAAGAAGAAGCUUCGGCCCCCGACAUG
Messenger RNA from Merops nubicus (carmine bee-eater), 1078 nucleotides. RefSeq names its product ArfGAP with RhoGAP domain, ankyrin repeat and PH domain 1 (gene ARAP1). The annotation marks the transcript as partial. NCBI's taxonomy places the organism in Eukaryota, Metazoa, Chordata, Aves, Coraciiformes, Meropidae. Gene Ontology annotation, biological process: signal transduction. The transcript has 9 exons. The record is from RefSeq and is a predicted model, not a curated record. Gene Ontology annotation, cellular component: cytoplasmic vesicle; trans-Golgi network; plasma membrane.